GAUUGACGUGGCAACAGUAACCCAGGGAGGCGGGGCUAAUCUUGUUGUUGUUGCUGUUGGAAACGGUCGCGCCAGCAAUGGCUGCUCAAUGAAAUCAUUCAUAGGAUCCUCUACAGCAGACAUGAUUGGACUUCUUCGCCACAUUUACGGCUUUUAAUUUUUAGGAUUGUUGUUCCAGAAUGAAUUUGUCUAUAGUUCAUCAGAAUGCCAGCAGGUCAAAGUGAUGUGAGAGCUAAGACGAAAGCUCGCUUUGACGAGGUGUUGAAGAGAUACACAAACCCUCCCUCUGAGAAAAAGAAAGCAAAACAGAUCUCUGACCAGUCCCAGGAAAUUAUUGUGCUUCAGACCUUGAAGAAGAACCUAGAUUUGAGUAAAGACACUGAAGAUGAUGAAGCUAUCCUCAAUAACACAUAUGAUCCAGCUCAGGGCAGUCCUAGAUACACCAAAAACAGGCGAAGAGAGAGAGAAGCAUCUGCAAAGACCAACAUAAACAAUGCUGUAAGUGAGGAGGAGCCCAGCGGGAAAAAGAAAAGCAAAAGGAGGCUACCACAGCCACCACCCCCUGUUCAAAAUGAAGAUGACAACGACAGGAGGACUGAUUCAGAAAUCGAUGGAAAACAUUAUAGGAAGACAAAGAAAGAGAAGGAUAAAGGUGGAAAGGAUGUCAGUCGACAGAAGAAGACAGAGAGGGAAGAUGAUUAUUUACAGGCGUACCAACAUCAGAUCUCACAGGAGGAAGAGACCGCUGGAAAGAAGACGGCACGGAAGAAAGCUGUAGAGAAGUUUACAGAGAGCCAGAUGCUAAACAAUGAGCUGGAGAAGAAAAAGAAGAAAAUUAAAUCAAGCAAACAUGAUGGUGAUAGAAGUCAGACUGAAGUGUCGGUGGAUAACCAUACAGAAAACAUCCUGGAUGAUGUUGUGGAGGAGUUCAAGGAGGACACAGUCAAACCCAAAGUGAAGAAGAAAAAGAAACAAAAAGAAGUGAUUGUUGAGGAGGAACAGGCAGAACAGAAACAAGCCUUUGAUGAUAGUCUAGUGCUGGGAGUUUAUAUCCACAGGACAGACAAGCUGAAGACCGAUCUGAUGGUGUCUCACCCUAUGGUCAAAGUUCACGUGGUCGAUGAGGUCAAUGGACAGUAUGUCAAGAAGGAGGACAGCCAUCGCCAUGUUUCAUCCUUCUAUGAGCAAGAAAACAUCGAGCACAUCCUACCCAUCAUAACUCAACCCUUUGACUUCAAGAAAAACAAAAUAACAGUUCCAGAGUGGGAGGAACAGAUCAUCUUCAAUGAGCGCUUCGGAUAUUUCCUACAAGACGAUGAUGAUAGUCCACGUGUGAUACUGUUUUUUGAGAUUCUGGAUUUCAUCAGUAUGGAGGAAGCACGAACAAACAUCUCUGUUGACCAUCAUGAGCGGGGUUUCCGGAAGAUUGCGUGGGCUUUUUUGAAGCUUGUAGGAACCAAUGGUGUCUUGAAUGUUGACACCAAACUGCGUCUACAGCUUUACUGCCCUCCUCCGCGGGCAAAGAAACUGCCUCAAACGGUUGAAGUGUUUCAGUGGUGGUCAAAGUUCCCAAGGAACAAAUAUGCCUCAACCCUCUAUGUCACAGUGAAAGGCCUCAAACCACCUGAACAUGUGGACCCCAGUAUCCGCUCCAUGAUGGCUCUACAGCAGGAGCGGGGCAGUACCUCCUACAGUGAGCUCAAUACUGAGAUGACCAAUAAAACCAGCACCCAGAUACUGGAGAGCAAAUCAGAAACCAUGAAGUGGAGCCGCAUGCCUGGACAGGUGUGUCGCAUCCCGAAUAAGCCAAUGCACUCCUUUCGUGGAGGUCAGAUUGGCUGUUUUACUCUGUGUUUCUCCCAUGAUGGACGUGUGCUAGCAGCUGCAUGUGCAGAUAGAGAUUCAUUUCCUAUCAUUAUAUAUGAGAUUCCAUCUGGGAAAGUUCUGGCAUCCUUUAAUGGCCAUCUGAGUGUGGUGUAUGAUCUCUGCUGGUCCAGAGAUGAUAAAGAUUUGUUAACUGCAUCGUCUGAUGGAACAGUAAGAGUGUGGAAUGUUAAACGACUGCAGAGUCUUGCUCAUAAAACUCUCCCUCACCCUUCAUUUGUGUACUGCGCCCAGUUCCACCCGCAAGCCCAGAGUCUGGUGGUGACGGGGGGCUUCGAUGGAGUGCUGCGGGUGUGGAACGUAGACAUACAAGACGUGAAUGGGCAACUUCUGCAAGAGUUUGAUGGACACAAGACUUUCAUCAAUACGCUGUGUUUUGACCCAGAAGGGAGCAGAAUGUUUUCUGCAGACAAUUCUGGCCUCAUUAUUGUGUGGGGAACCAAGGUAGUGCCUGGGUCUCGCCGUGGACUGACCAGUCAAUGGAGCAUUGAGAGGGAAAUUAAAGAGGCAGAACUGAAUGGAAUAUCCAUCAACUCAUUAGAGGUGCAUCCAAAUGGAAGACGACUUUUAAUUCAUGCCAAAGACAGUGUUUUAAGGGUCAUGGAUUUGAGAAUUCUUGCAGUGAAGAAAUACAUAGGUGCCACCAACUACAGGGAGAGAAUCAACAGCACGUUCACUCCCUGUGGAAGCUUCAUCUUUUCGGGCAGUGAAGAUGGACUGGCCUAUGUGUGGAACUCUGAGACAGGUGACCAGGUCGCCGUUUACUCUGAGCUGUGUUAUUCAUCUGCACUUCGAGCUGUUGCUUUCCACCCUCAUGAAAACAUGGUGGCCUUCUGUUCCUUUGGCCAAAACCAGCUCAUCCAUCUCUAUCUGUACGACCGGAAGGUGGCUCAGAUGGAGGUGGAGAGUUUGAGAGGGUUGAGUCGUUCAGAGAAUCUGGAUAGUAAGACAGGCAGAAAUUCAUCAGAGGUCACGACCUUUCAGAACUCCUCUGCCACCGGCAUGGACCAGUUUGCCAGCACAGCUCGUGUGUCCCUAAAGAUGCAGCGGGUCAAACAGAAACUAGACUCUGUACUGGAGCCCCAUCGUAGUUCCCCUGGUGUGGAUAUGUAUGAACAAGGUGGCAUGUCUCACCUGGGAAGAAGCCUAGAGGGCCUGACCUCAAAUCUUCCUCCAUCUCUACUGUCCCCUCAUUCUAAACUACAGAUGUCCGCAUCACUCAGCUCUCAACUCAUUCCACAGGCAACACUCACCUCACACAACAGUGGUUAUAGUCCCGCUGGGAAGCCCAUUAGAAGAGCUCCAUCCCUCAGACACCAAAAAAGUUUACUGGAUUAUGAAUUCUCUCAACAAGAAGAGACAGACUUUGGGCAAAUCCAUCAGACGGUUGUGUCACUGUAUGAGUACAGAGCCAAUCGAUCGGAUGAGCUGUCGAUACGCCGCGGUGACGUGAUCCACGUGCUGUACAAAGACAAUGAGAGCUGGUGGUUUGGGCGACUGGUCAAUGGGCAAGAGGGAUAUUUCCCAGCAUCCUAUGUGGCUGAAGAAGGGAGUUUUGAUGAGGAGCUUUCAAGAGCUUUAAAAGCACAACCAUCACUGUUAGAUCAAGAUGGAGUUGAGCGUGCAACACCAGUCCAGCUGUCUGCAGCCAUCAGUGCCUCUGGAGAGCUGAAGAUCAUCUCAGAACUGGAUACUGACCCUGAAGCAUCCUCCACCAUAACUAAAAAGAAGAAGAAAAAGCUGAAGCGGAGUGAAGUUCCCUCUCUUCUGCCUAAGGUCCUAUCCUCAGAUCGUGAAAUGUCUUCAGCAUUAUCUAGAAGGAGACCCCUCCCCCGACUAGGCCAGGCCAACGGUGCGUUUGAAGGUGAAGGACCGAACUGACGUGACCCGAUUGGAUUUCUAAGACUUACCUAUGUUAUUAAGGAACAUAUAGAAAGGAAGACAUGAACACAAUAACGUGUUCCCAAAAGUGUUUUUGUUGAUCCAUCUUUUUUAGUUGGCCUUAUUUUAAAAUAUAUAUUUUGUAAUUUUGAUACUGGUAUUUGUAAUAUGUAGUUUUACAGGAUUGUUUUGUAUGGUUUUUAUGUAUAUACUGUGUUUUAUUUUAUUGUUCAUGUCAAAACUAAACAUUUUAUUUAAAUUAAUCUUGAAUGUAACAGCAACAAUUCCAGCAUUAAUCAUAAUGAUCUUUCUAAUAUAAAUAUAUUUUUCACAUUUCACAGAAGGGAAUAAACUAUGGCAUUUAUUUAGCACCAGAGUUUAUGUAUAAAAUUGACUAAAUAUAUUUAUAAAUUUCUGUGUGACAAAUUCAUGCAAGAUUUUACAACUCGCCAGGCAAUUGCACAUAUUGUAAAGUAAAAGUGUAAACAACUUUUGCAGUGUUGCAUGGAUCAAUAUUUAUUGUACAGUUCCAAAGAACCCAAGGAUCUCAUUGCUAUGAAAAUACUGUAAUGCACAUUGUACAAUUUUACAAAAUACAUUUUUACAUUUGUA
Messenger RNA from Megalobrama amblycephala (Wuchang bream), 4377 nucleotides. RefSeq names its product Abelson helper integration site 1 (gene ahi1). Lineage: Eukaryota; Metazoa; Chordata; Actinopteri; Cypriniformes; Xenocyprididae. Gene Ontology annotation, molecular function: protein binding. Gene Ontology annotation, cellular component: ciliary basal body. Gene Ontology annotation, biological process: motile cilium assembly. The record is from RefSeq and is a predicted model, not a curated record.